AUGGAUGAUAAAUGUUCACGUGUUCGCGAUCCUGAAAGUACGCAAGCGUGGCUAGUUGGCAGUGGCAUCGCUUCACUUGCUGCUGCUGUGCAUCUUAUUCACGAUGCCGGGUUACCAGGAUGCAACAUAAAUAUUCUUAAUCACCAUGGUGAGACGGGAGGAGGGAUCAGGAGCUAUGGGGAUGCCAAACACGGCUUUGUUUUGCACCCCGGAUGUUUACCAUAUUUCAAUGAUGAAUCAGUAGACAAUUUGUUGUCCUUGAUCCCGAGUGGUCGAGUUUCGGAUAAAUCCCUGUUGGACGCAGUCGGGGAUUUUGAAUUGAGCGAAAAAUUCUCAAUUGGAAUAAAAGCCCAGACACGUUUUUUGAGAAACAAAGACGGAAAGUGUGAAAGAUCCGAUGCUACUCACCUCUCGAUCGGGCCGUAUAAUCGGCUUCAGCUCCUCAAAGUCCUGGUGGAAAGUGAAAAUACGUUAGGACAUCAUCAAAUAAAGAACUUCUUUGGUAAUGAUUUUUUCGAUACUGACUUCUGGGUCUUAUGGUCCACUACAUUUUCUUUGCGACCUUCGCACAGUGUCAUCGAGUUUCAAAGAUGCCUUCGCAAAUAUCUUCCCGAUAUUCACUCACUGAACGAUGUCAAAAGAUUGGAUCGCACUCGUUAUAACCUAUAUGAAUCUAUCAUCUUGCCAAUUUCUACAUACCUCAGAUCGAAAGGCGUUAAUUUUCGUUUCAAUGCAAAGGUUGUUGAUAUUCGCUUUGACACGGACGACACGGACGACAAGUCGAGUGAACCAACCACUAUUACUAGUAUUGUUCUACAAGAAAAUGAGGAAGAACGAAUUGUCGAUCUCAAUCCCAAUGAUUUUGCGAUUGUCACUAUUGGGUCACCCUACUCAGGCCACCAGGUAGGAAACAACUUGGACCCCCCGCCUCAGCCUUCUGUGCCAAAUGACUUGAGGUAUGAGGACUGGUCACUAUGGAUUCAUCUAGCGCAGAAGUCUACGAAAUUUGGCGUUCCUUUAAAUUUCAAUUCGCACACUCAAGAGUCUACACUAGUGACAUUCACUGUCACAUUGAAAGACUCCGAGUUUAUGCGUCUCUAUCGAGUGGUGACCCAUGACGUUCCUGGAUCUGGUGCUCUUCUUUCGCUCCCUAAUAGCAACUGGCUGCUUAGUAUCAGUGUUCCUCACCAGCCAGUAUGCUCAGGUCAGCCACCAAAUACUCAUGUCAUCUGGGGAUAUGGGUUGCGGCCUGAGGGGAUUGGGAAUUUUGUCGACAAGCCAAUGACUAAAUGCGCUGGAAGGGAGAUCAUGGUCGAGUUGCUCUCACACCUGAAUUUUCCGAUUAAGAGUCUCCUUCCCCAUUCAAUUACCAUUCCUUGUUUGUUCCCCUUGGCAACUUCAGCACAGUUGCCUAGGUAUCCGAAGAAUCGACCAGAGGUCAUACCUCCCCACACUACUAAUAUUGCACUUGUUGGGAUAUUCGCUGAGAUUCCACAUGACCCAACCUUUAAUUUGCAAUACAGCGUACGGGGAGCUCAGGCCGCAGUCUACCGGUUAAUGGGGCUCCCAAAAUCACCACCAAAACCAAAGCAAAAUCUUCUUUUGGACAUUUUUGAUUUACUUGCAGAGGGCUAA
Penicillium crustosum is the source of this 1635-nucleotide messenger RNA. RefSeq names its product oleate hydratase. Lineage: Eukaryota; Fungi; Ascomycota; Eurotiomycetes; Eurotiales; Aspergillaceae. The record is from RefSeq and is a predicted model, not a curated record. The transcript is spliced from 2 exons. The coding region runs from base 1 to 1635 and encodes 544 amino acids. Gene Ontology annotation, molecular function: oleate hydratase activity; FAD binding. Gene Ontology annotation, biological process: fatty acid metabolic process.